Molecule: messenger RNA, 2145 nt
Organism: Magnusiomyces paraingens
Lineage: Eukaryota; Fungi; Ascomycota; Dipodascomycetes; Dipodascales; Dipodascaceae
Exons: 2
Coding region: 1-2145 (714 amino acids)
Biological process (GO): microtubule-based movement
Cellular component (GO): nucleus; kinesin complex; microtubule
Molecular function (GO): ATP binding; ATP hydrolysis activity; microtubule binding
Source: RefSeq, a predicted model, not a curated record
AUGUCUGAAUACUCAAACUGUUCUACCGAAGACUCUUCUAACAAGGUCCCAGUUUAUCUGCGACUCAAGCCAAAGGGCGCUGGUGUCACCUCCGAGCGGAUUCUUUCUGUAUCCCCUCCAGGUUCAACUCGAAUUGUCUUGGAAAACAACAAAGAGUGCACCUUUGACGGGAUUUUUGGUGAGACUACAACUCAGAUUGAUUUUUACAAAAGCGUGGUUUUCCCUUUAGUUGAAAACACAAUUAAUGGUAGCGACUCACUAUUUUUUACAAUGGGAGCUACUGGCUCUGGAAAGAGUCACACAGUUUUUGGAGCAAACCAAACACCUGGUAUGCUGCAUUUGUGUGUGGAUACUAUAUUUCGUUCAUUGAAAAAUAAUCUGGCGGAGUUUGAAGAAGUUGAGGACAUAUGCGAUAAGAGAACAGAUAGAAUAUCGUCACCCAUUGAAGCUGGGUUGGUUCUUGACUGGCGAAACGACAAGCUAGACCAAAACGCAUACCAUCAGAGCUCUCUGUGCCACGAGACAAUCACUCCACAGACAUCUAAUCUUCAGUAUGGCAUUUACAUCACCAUGGUAGAAAUUUACAAUGACAGAAUCUUUGACCUUCUUGAGACUCCAUUACCAGGGAAGCCACGAUCCGAAAUUCGCCUCAUUAAUGACGCAGUUACUCGCAGAGUCACACUAUCUCGAUCAACAAAGCUUUUUGUUUCCACGGUUCAAGAAGCAUUUAGAGUCCUUGAGCGUGGAUUGAAGAAGCGAGUGUCGCACUCUACAGGGUCCAAUGAAACAUCUAGUCGCUCUCAUGCCAUCAUAAACCUUGAAAUCAAGGCCACAAUGCCCAAUUCCAACCAAGUCCGGUCGUCCACAAUAACGUUUGCCGACUUGGCAGGAACCGAGCGCAACAAACUUGCAGGGACUCAGGGAAUUCGUUUCCAAGAAAGCUGCGCUAUUAACCAGUCUUUGAUGCUGUUGAGUCAAGGAUUACAGCUGCAGCGUGGUGACGAGCGUAAGGGCAAGCCGGAUUAUUCCAUUUUCCGUAACUGCAAACUGACACAUUUACUUUUGACAAACACAUUUCGGCCGGACUCGAAUCAGCGGUCGGCACUGCUUGUGGCUAUGGAUCCGUUUGGUGACUUGAACUCCGCAGCCCAAAUUUUGCGGUACGCGGCUCCUGUGCGAGAUAUUCCUGAAACGGCUAACAAAUCCACCCCAAACAACUUUGUUUUUAAACCUGCACCUGAAAAUGAUCAUAACAACCAGUCGCCACGAGCAAAAGCCUCAAGACGAACAGACAGUAGUAAGCUUAACCAUGCAUUGUCUUCAUUGACAUUGAAGGAUAACACUCCUUCUCCAAACACACCCUCAUUCAAAUCUACACCAAGUCACAUCAUGUUCCCUCCCAUAAAAUCUCAUAAACAAACACCUUCUAUUGGGUUUUCUCCAAUUAAUGCUAGAGCCAACAACCACGAGAUGCAUGAUGACAUGGAUCAGAGCACCCCAGUUCCACAAUAUGAAACACAACGAAGUAGGGAUUCUCUUUCUUCUUCAAAUAGUUCAGACCAAUCCACAGACACUCUAGCUGACGGGGACCGGAACCAGGUGGACAUAAUGUCGCUCAUCCCGGAUACAGAAACAGCGUGCUACAAUAUCCAAUUGAUGUUGCAAAGGAUUCAAGACCUGGAAGUAGCUCUUGCAUGUUCAGAACAGCGGACAAUGGAAAUUGACAUGGAGGUGCGCAAUGAGCUAGGUGAUUUACUGGACCGGUCACUGACGCAACAAAAACAAAUCUUUAUGCGCGAGCUAGAGGAGACUGAGACGCGAGCACGAGACCAUACUGAUUACCGAUUACAGCUGCUUGCUCAGACUCUGCGGACAAGUGAGGUGGAGCCGCUGCAAAAAAUUAUUACUCAAGCGGAAGCGGAGAUGCGUGGACUGAAACGGGAAAAUAGAGAGCUGAGACAGGAAAAUGAAAAACUCAAAGAAAUUGUGCGAAGAGGAAACUCGUCCAGUUAUGGCCACACGGCUACCUUUCGACCAAUAUCCUCUGGAACCAACUCCUCUACUGGGCUUCGCACACCGAGAAACGGGUCACCGGUUAAACGAGGGUUUAUGUCGCCGGGAUCUCCAAUUGUCAUUGACGGUUAA